Messenger RNA from Ricinus communis (castor bean), 7106 nucleotides. RefSeq lists its product as uncharacterized. The transcript is spliced from 17 exons. The record is from RefSeq and is a predicted model, not a curated record. Lineage: Eukaryota; Viridiplantae; Streptophyta; Magnoliopsida; Malpighiales; Euphorbiaceae. The coding region runs from base 283 to 6648 and encodes 2121 amino acids.
UUUUUUUUCUCAUUUUCCUAACACCAAACUGACAAAGAGAAACCCACACACGCACACAAAAAAAAAACCACUCUCUCUCUAACUUUAUCUCUAUUUCCCUGAAGUUUCAUCUUUGAAUUAACCGGAACCCUAGCUCGAUCCACCGGAAAAUUGAAAGAUUCCGUAGUAUAGAUGACCGUACGAUUGCGGAAGAAGAGUUGAACGGAUCGACGGACGGCCAGGAUUUCGUAACCGGAUGGAGGGAGGUAGCAUCUCUAGACUUACUUAUUCUGGGAUUCACCCAUGGAGUAUGAUGACAAUGAUUUUCAAAGCCAGAAUCUUCAUUUAGCUGGUGAAGGGAGCAACAAAUUUUCUCCUGUUCUACGGCCAUAUGCUCUUCCCAAGUUUGAUUUUGAUGACAGUCUUCAUGGGUCUUUAAGGUUUGAUAGUUUAGUUGAAACUGAAGUUUUUCUUGGAAUUGAAAGUAACGAAGAUAGCCAGUGGAUUGAAGAUUACUCCCGAGGUAGCAGUGGGAUACAAUUCAGUUCAAGUGCAGCAGAGUCUUGUGCAAUUUCGAGGCGAAACAAUGUCUGGUCUGAGGCUACUUCCUCGGAAUCUGUUGAAAUGUUAUUAAAAUCUGUUGGUCAGGAAGAACUUAUUCCUGCACAAACUAAUACCAAGGAGUCAAAUGCCUGUGAUGAACUGGGUUGUAUAAUAAAGCCAAUGGAGCCCAGCUUGAAACAGGAAAGUAAUACACCAGCUAGAGUGGGAGAUGUUGCAAAUUUACAGUCGACAUUACUGCCAGGAGAGUUUCCAGAAAACUUUUCCAUGUUAGAUGAGAGUGGUGGUGAGCAGCAGGCUCAGCUUGAGGAUAGUUUGCUGACUCAUAAAGGUGAUGUAUCUGUUGAUCAAAGUUUAAGUGACCUUAGUGCUGUUAAUGUAGAGGUCAGAUUGCCCAUUUCAGGACUCAUUGAUGGUAAAUCUGAUGAUGUUAAUCAAAGGGAAGUUAAUAUUACUAAUAGUGAAUCUUUAGAUACCAGGAUGCAAGAAGGUUCUGGUUCAGGGGCUCAAGUUGAUAGUGCAGUUACUACUGCACAAAGCAUCACUACAGGCAAUGAUGUUUUGAAUAAUGAAGAUGCUUCAAAUCAUGUAAAUAAGAAUGCUGAUGAAAAUUUAGAUGUUCCAGAAAUAGAUAAUGGUGAAUCUCAGGAACAAGGGGGUGUAUCAGGCCAAGAGGGUCAAAGGCAUCCCCAGUUUUUGCAUGCAGAAAUGGUUGAAAGCGGUGGUUCUCAUAUAGAUGAUCUUCUUUGUAUGGCCUCUGUGGAAUCUAUGGAAGAAUCCAGUACAAUUGAAACUAACUUGAGUAGCAUGGAGGAACCUUCUAUAAUACCAAAAGGGGAUUCUAGCUUAGAGGUGCAUGAUCAGUCUGAAGUGGUUGCACGUGAGGUGUCAGUGGUGGUUGUUGAAGGCAAUUCUACUGUUGAAAGACAUGAAAUUGAGUACUCUAAUUUGGACAACAAGGACAUUGUGAGUCAGUUUGGGGCGUCUCUGUUGUCCACAGAUGACAAUAAAGCUUCUCAGGAUAAAGUUGAUGGAAGCUGCAGUAGCUAUGGAGCUAUUGGUUCUUGUUUGCCCAAGGUUUCUUCGAUUGAAUUUGUUAGUGAUAUACAUGCUGAGCGCCUUACCUCAUCAUCCAAUUCAUUUGGAUCCGCACAAACUUGUGAAAAGAAUGUGGUUGCUAGACAGGGUGACAUUGAUAAAGUUGUUCCUGUUGAGGGCACAGAGUUGCCUUCUGAUGGCAGUAACAUGAACGUAAUUGUUGAUAAAGGGGUGGAGACCUCGUCUUAUGGUGAAGAUAGCACUGGAAAGGAGUUUGUUUUGAAAUCGCAAUCGGAUUGUACUGCUAUUAAUGAAUCAGCAGAUGGCGUUCUAGUGCCUUCUGGAAACAGCAUCAACACAGACACAGUUGAACACAAAGAUGUUGAAGUAUUGCCUUUACCUGCAGCAGUUGCUUUUUCAGACAAAGAGGAAGAACUUGCUGCUCAGAUUUCUGCAGAAGCAAGUUUUGGUAAUUGCGAGACAGUUUCUCAAGUGACAACUGGUGUACAGUCUGUGUCGGCAGUUGACACUUGUAAUACUGAAAGCCAAAUUGAACCUCAAGGAGUAGCUUUAGAAGAAGAUCGCGACUGCACAAAAGAUGAAGAAGCUUUCCCUGCUCUUUGUGCUUCAGCGGCAAACAGGGGAGACAGCACUGAAGCAGUGAUAAAAGAAAAUGAUGAAAAGGAUCCAAUAAAUGUUUCAGUACGUACUAUUAACAUUGAGAUGCAUGGACCUGAGCCUUCAGCCAUGUUGGAGCUGUGCAAGGAUACUAGUGUAAUAGGUCAGGAGGAGCCAGCUGUCCCAAUAUCUGGAGGUUCAUGUUUUGAUCAGAUUGCUGUUCCAAGCACUGAUGGAGGCCAGGGGACCAAUACUGAUCUUGACAAGCGAGGUAGUGGCACCACUGCUGUCAUUAGAAAUACGGAACUUUCCCAUGAUGAAAGUGACAAGCAAAUGAAAAGAUCAUCAGAUCACAGCGUAUUGGUUUCAGAGGCCCCAGAUGGGGAUGCCAAUAAAAUGCAGUCUGCUUCUGAAGAUCGAAAUCAUAAUGAUGCCUCUAAAGAUGAAAGUAGCUUUACUUUUGAGGUUAUUCCACUGGCUGAUUUGCCUCGAAAAGAUGCUAAUAAUUGGCAGACCUUUUCAACUGUAGAAGUCAGCAAAGCGUCCUUGAAUGUGGAUGGAUCUACUUCAAAUUCUGGCUUAGGCCAUCUAGAUCCCAAGAUUUCUCAAGAUCCUUCUCAUGGAAGUCCAAAGAUUUCUGAUGUAGCUACUCCACGUAGUGGCUCUAAAGGUAAUUCUGAGCGUAAACCAAGGCGAGGUUCAGGUAAGGCAACAGCGAAAGAAUCUGUUAAAAAGGGGAAACCUAUCAAAGAAACAGCUUCCAUUAGAAUAGAAAGAGGGGAGAAAACUACGAAUGUUUCCAUGAGCCCUUCUGGUGUUUCUCAGCUUUUGCAAUCCAAUGACAUGCAGCGCUAUGGGCAUAUCGAUUCCAGUAGUGUAAAACAAUUUGUCCUUGCAACAUCAUCUUCUGGUCUGCCUGAUUUGAAUUCUUCAGUUUCCCAAGCUGCAAUGUUUCAGCAACCUUUCACAGAUUUGCAGCAAGUGCAAUUGCGAGCUCAGAUUUUUGUUUAUGGAGCUUUGAUCAGUCAAGGAACAGCACCAGAUGAAGCAUAUAUGAUAUCUGCAUUUGGGGGACUUGAUGGUGGUAGGAGCAUUUGGGAGAACGCAUGGCGCUCAUGUAUAGAAAGACUUCAUGGUCAAAAAUCUCAUCUCGUUGCCCCCGAGACUCCUGUGCAAUCUCGUUCAGUUGCUAGAGCUCCUGAGCAGUCAAUGAAACAAAGUGCAUCUCAUAGUAAAGUAGUCCCCUCCCCUGUUGCUCGAGGUGGCAAGGGUACUCCACCAAUCCUGAAUCCCAUUGUACCAUUUUCAUCACCACUUUGGAGUGUGCCUACUCCUUCUGCUGAUACUCUGCAAUCAAGCGGCAUACCAAGGGGUCCAAUCAUGGAUUAUCAGCGGGCGCUUUCUCCUCUGCCUCCUCAUCAACCUCCAGCUCCAGCUGUAAGGAAUUUUGUUGGGCAUAGCCCUUCUUGGUUCUCUCAGGCCCCUUUUGGUGGUCCUUGGGUUGCUUCUCCUCCGACUUCCGCACUUGACACUAGUGGUCGGUUCUCUGUGCAAUUGCCUAUCACGGAACCCAUUCAAUUGAUACCUCCAAAAGAAUCAUCUGUUUCCCAUUCUUCUGGUGCAAAGCCUACUAUUUCUGUGGCCCAGAGUACAGCUUCUGCUGGUGCUUUUCCUGUGCCUUUUCUGCCUGACGUGAAAAUGCUAACACCGUCAGCUGGUCAACCUUCUGCUGAUUCGAAGCCUAGAAAAAGGAAAAAGGCUUCAGCUAAUGAGAAUCCUGGGCAGCUUUCCUUGCCACCUCAACAUCAAAUGGAACCACCACCUACUUCUCCUGUUGCUAGUUCUGUGUCUGCUUCUGCUGCCGUCAUAACUCCUGUUGGCUUUGUUUCUAAAGCCCCUACUGAGAAAUUUAUUACAUCUGUAACUCCUACAUCUUCUACUGAUCUGAGGAAAGGGGACCAGAAUGCAGAAUCGGGGGCUGUUUUAUCAGGGGAGUCCCUUAGUAAGGUGAAGGAGGCUAGGGUGCAGGCAGAGGUUGCCACUGCUUAUGCUUCUUCCGCUGUUACUCAUAGCCAGGAAAUUUGGGAUCAGUUAGAUAAGCAGAGAAAUUCUGGGUUGUUACCUGAUGUUGAAGUCAAAUUAGCUUCUGCAGCUGUUUCAAUAGCAGCUGCAGCUGCUGUUGCAAAGGCGGCAGCUGCAGCGGCAAAGGUUGCUUCUGAUGCUGCCUUACAGGCAAAACUGAUGGCUGAAGAAGCAUUAGCUUCUGUUGGUCAGAGCAACCUUUGUCAAAGCAAUGUUAUUUCUUUUUCUGAAGGAAUGAAAAGUUUGAGUAAGGCUACUCCUGCUUCCAUCUUGAAGGGUGACGAUGGAACAAAUAGUUCGAGUUCUAUCCUUGUGGCUGCAAGGGAAGCCGCUAGGAGGAGAGUUGAAGCUGCUUCAGCUGCAUCAAAACGUGCAGAAAACAUGGAUGCCAUUGUAAAAGCUGCAGAGCUGGCUGCGGAAGCAGUAUCUCAAGCUGGGAAGAUAGUGGCUAUGGGCGAUCCUUUGCCAUUGAGUGAGCUAGUGGCUGCUGGUCCAGAGGGCUAUUGGAAAGUAGCACAAGGAGCUUCUGAGCUGGCUUCUAAAUUGAACAAUGUUUCUCGAGAAAUUAUGAAUGUAGACAAUGGUGCAGAUACUUUUGCCAGGCAGUUAAAAGAAGUUCCAUCAGUUAAGAAAGGAGAAAACCAGAUUACCAGCCAAGGGAAGUUGCCUAUUUCUAGAACGAUAUCCAGCGAGGACCAUGAUAGAUUGGUAGAUGGUGUUUCGGGUUCUAGUGCAGCUACUACAAAGGAUAAAGGGCAAAAGGGCCGCAAGGCUUCUGAUCUGACUAAAUCUAUUGAGGUGGUUCCUGAAUCUCAGAAUGGAUCCAGAUCUUCCAUUGUUCGGAGUGAGUUUGAAAAGGCAGGAGCUUCAAAAGAGAGUAGUAUUAAGGAGGAUUCCAAUGUCGAGGUUUUCAAAGAUGGAAAUGGAUUCAAAGCAGCCUGGUUCUCAGCCAAGGUGUUAAGUUUAAAGGAUGGGAAAGCCUAUGUGAAUUACACAGAGCUUACAUCGGGCCAAGGCUUGGAAAAGCUUAAGGAGUGGGUGCCACUUGAAGGUGAAGGAGAUGAGGCACCCAAGAUACGUAUUGCCCGCCCUAUAACCAUCAUGCCUUUUGAAGGAACGAGAAAGAGAAGAAGAGCUGCCAUGGGGGAACAUACUUGGUCGGUCGGUGAUAGAGUUGAUGCGUGGAUACAAGAUAGCUGGUGGGAGGGAGUUGUGACUGAAAAGAGCAAGAAAGAUGAAUCUGUGUCGGUCAGUUUUCCAGGUCAAGGAGAAGUAGUAGCAGUUAGUAAAUGGAACAUUCGGCCGUCUCUCAUCUGGAAAGAUGGGGAAUGGAUUGAAUGGUCCAAUUCAGGGCAGAAGAAUCGCUCUUCUCAUGAGGGUGAUACCCCACAAGAGAAGCGACCAAGGGUCCGAAGCUCUCUAGUGGAGGCCAAGGGAAAGGAUAAGGCUUCAAAAACUAUUGAUGCGACAGAAUCGGAUAAAUCUGAUGACCCAACAUUAUUGGCGUUAUCUGGUGAUGAAAAACUAUUUAAUGUUGGUAAGAGCAGUAAAGAUGGAAAUAGGACUGAUGCACUGAGAAUGACACGGACUGGAUUACAAAAGGAAGGAUCUAGAGUUAUCUUUGGUGUACCGAAGCCUGGAAAGAAGAGGAAAUUUAUGGAAGUUAGUAAGCAUUAUGUUGCAGAUCGAAGUAGUCAAAAUAACGAAGCAAAUGAUUCAGUCAAGUUCACAAAAUACCUGAUGCCUCAAGGAGCAGGGUCCCGGGGAUGGAAGAGUACUUCUAAGACAGAAUUAAAUGAAAAACGACCAGCCAUAUCGAAGCCGAAGGUUCUUAAAUCUGGAAAACCACAAAAUAUUUCUGGUAGAACCAUUCCACAGAGGGAAAACCUAACAAGCACUUCAGUUUCCAUUACUGAUGGUAGUGCUCUUACAGAUCAUGUUGCUAAGACCAAGGAUUCUGUAAGCCAUUCAGAAAAUGCUACAGAAAAGCAGAACUUGAUGGGCUUUCAAUCAUUUUCUACAUCUGGAGCAACUGAGGGUCCAAUCUUAUUUUCUGCACUUGCUCUUCCAUCAGAUAAUUUCUCUUCUAAGAAAAUGCCCUUGCCAAAUUCUAAACCUGAACGAGUAAGUAAAGGCAAACUUGCUCCUGCUGGUGGGAAGUUUGGUAAAAUUGAGGAGGACAAAGCUUUGAAUGGUAACUCUGCAAAGUCGACAUUUGAUCCUGUCGAGCCACGCAGGUCUAAUCGCAGAAUUCAGCCAACAUCAAGACUGUUAGAAGGGUUGCAAAGCUCAUUGAUGGUUUCAAAGAUUCCAUCAGUAUCGCAUGACAAAAGCCAUAAAAAUAGGAAUGUUUCUAGAGGUGAGAUGUGAAUUUCCAACGUAAUAAAGUAGGAAUGUUCUUAGAGGGAAUCAUCAUGGCUGAGGGAUCCCGGUGGGAAGUGUUGGAACCAUUUCAAAGAAAAGCUUGGUCACUGGAACACACUCGAGUAGUCUGUGUAUAUUUAUAGUAGAGGAGAUAGCUAGGAAAUGGAAAAUUCUUGCUUCCUUGGGUUUAACUAUGGGAUGUAGUUGGUAAAAUGUUCAUAUCGAUUUUAGUGUAUUCACAAUUGUGAUUUUAUCUCGUAGGUUGUAUAUGGAAAUUCUCCAUGUUAGUUUGGUUGAAAUUGCUGGAAGCUUUCCCAGAUGAUCUUCAAUGGGAUGUACGCCUUUCGAAAAUUUUCCUUUUAGGUGGUUUUUGCGGGGAUUGUCAUGUUCGUAACUAAUAAGCAUCUUUUCUGGUUACUGGAUUAGACCUUUAUAAAUUUAUUCAGAAGAAAAUAAUUAGGUUA